UUUGUAAUAUUUACAUCGUCAUCCCAUUCGCUGGCUGCUAGUCGAUCGUUGGAUUAUUUUGCACCGUAGUAGACAAAACAAAGUGAUUAGGAAUUUUAUAUCGAAAACGGACGAGCAAAUUACCCAAUCGUGUGUGAACUUUCUUGUAUUGCGCUUUUUUCAACCCACUUGAUAAUCUCGUUCGGUUCGAAAUCAUCCGUCUGCAAAUUGGGUGAACGAGACAAAUUCGCUAGCCAGCCAGUUUUACGUUUUUUUCCUCCUUCAGGAACCUUCGAAAACGAUCUCUCCAACAAACCAACAACACAUACAAAAAUGUUCCAGUUCAACGGCUUCAAUAUGAUGUUCCCGGACCAUUCCCGUCCAUUCAACAGCACCUACAAGUGCUACUCGGUGUCGAUGCUUCCGGGCAACGAGCGACAGGAUGUGGAGAACGGUGGUAAAAUUAUCAUGCCCCCAUCGGCACUGGAUCAGUUGACCCGACUGAAUGUUGAGUACCCGAUGCUGUUCAAACUGACCAAUAGCGGUAUCAACAGGAGCACACACGCUGGCGUGCUGGAGUUUGUGGCCGAUGAGGGCAAAAUCUAUAUACCUUACUGGAUGAUGCACAACCUGCUGCUAGACGAGGGCGACAUCGUUCAGAUCGAGAGCGUCUCGAUACCGGUGGCCACCUACUCCAAAUUCCAGCCACAGAAUGUCGAGUUUCUCGAUAUCACCAACCCAAAGGCCGUGCUUGAGAACUGUCUCCGAAAUUUUGCCUGUCUAACAACGGGAGAUCUGAUCGCCAUCAAAUAUAACAACACCACCUACGAGCUGUCGGUGCUGGAGACAAAACCGGGCCCAGCCGUUACCAUUAUCGAGUGCGACAUGAACGUAGAGUUUGCUCCGCCCGUCGGUUACACCGAGCCGGAGAAACGGUCCAAAGAAGAGGAACCGAUGGCGGUGGAUCCGGCUGAGCUGAUGCCCGAACCGGCUGGCUUUGUGGCCUUCAAGGGGGCCGGUAUGCGCCUGGACGGGAAGAAGAAGAAGGAUACCGGUGCGGCGGAAUCGUCACCGGUUCAGCGUGCCGAAUACGUGCGGGGAAUCCCCGACUAUGACCAUCCGUUUGGAUUGCUGCGCUUCGAUCGCACCGUGAGGAAGGUCGAAUCGAACGAGCGUAAAACGGACGACGAUUCGUUCCAGGCCUUCCAGGGGGCCGGGUGCAGCCUAAAAAAGAGUAGGAAGUGAGAUGAAGGUGAACAAGGUGGUGAGAUCGCGGUGGUACCGAGAAGGUGGUGAUCGUUUUUACUUUGAAGCUGUGUAUUUGCGAAUGCGAACUUUGAAUAAAUUAUAACUGCAUAAA
This is a messenger RNA of Uranotaenia lowii, 1339 nucleotides long. It is a transcript of the gene Ufd1-like, whose product is annotated as ubiquitin fusion degradation protein 1 homolog. Lineage: Eukaryota; Metazoa; Arthropoda; Insecta; Diptera; Culicidae. The record is from RefSeq and is a predicted model, not a curated record. Gene Ontology annotation, cellular component: VCP-NPL4-UFD1 AAA ATPase complex. Gene Ontology annotation, molecular function: polyubiquitin modification-dependent protein binding. Bases 313 to 1224 code for a protein of 303 amino acids. The transcript has 4 exons.